Messenger RNA from Salvia splendens (bonfire salvia), 1224 nucleotides. RefSeq names its product ankyrin repeat-containing protein At5g02620. Gene Ontology annotation, cellular component: plasma membrane. The transcript has 3 exons. Lineage: Eukaryota; Viridiplantae; Streptophyta; Magnoliopsida; Lamiales; Lamiaceae. Bases 31 to 1224 code for a protein of 397 amino acids. The record is from RefSeq and is a predicted model, not a curated record. Gene Ontology annotation, molecular function: protein binding.
UAGCUAGUGUGUGAAAAAAGUCAUCAAGAAAUGGAAGAAACGCUCAUUAAAUCAGAUGAAAAGAAGCUUUAUGAUGCAGCAAUAGAAGGGAAUGCAUCACUAUUUCAAAAACUCCUCCAAAAAAAUCCAUUUCUUCUCAACAAAAUCUCAUUUUCAAGCACUCACAAAUCUCCUCUACACAUAGCAACAUAUCAAAGAAACCUCAGCAUCGUACAACAAAUCAUGGACAAAAGCCCCGAGCUAGCCGAGGAAUUAGACUCCCAAAAAUCGUCGCCUCUUCACAUAGCAGCGGCGAAAGGGUACGUAGAAAUCGCCUCAAUAUUGCUAGCAGAGGCCCCAAACAUGUGCUGGUCACGUGACUGCCGCGGCAUGAACCCUGUCCACGUGGCAGCCAUGAAUGGCCGCGUCGACGUCGUAGACAAGCUCGUUGAGGUGGAUGGUUUUGCUGCUAUGGAGAGGCUCGAUCGCUGGGAGACGGUGCUGCAUCUGUGCGUGAAACAUCGUCAGCUAGGGGCGUUGAAGGCUUUGGUGGAGAAGUUGGGUGAGUUUGUGUGUGAAGAGGAUGAUGCUGGAGACACAGUCUUGCAUUUGGCUGUUAGAUUCAGACAAGUUGAGACGAUUCAAUACUUGGUGGAGAACACUACAAUCGACAAGAAAUCAAAGAAUUCGAACACCAACCAAUCCUCCCAAUCCCCACCAGUGGAGUGGCUAACCAAGAAGCGCGACUCCAUAAUGGUGGUGGCGAUCCUGAUCGCCACCAUGGCCUUCCAGGCCGCCGUAAGCCCGGCAGGCGGCGUGUGGCAGGACGACACGCCGCCACACAGGGCGGGCGAGGCCGUGAUGGCGUACAACAACCCCAAGAUAUACAAGAACUUCAUACGCUCCAACACAGUGGCUUUCGUGACGUCACUGAGCACCAUCCUGCUGUUGAUCAGUGGCCUGCCGUUCAAGUACAGAUUCUUCAUGUGGGCCCUGAUGGCGAUUAUGUGGGUGUCGGUGACGGCCGUGGGAGUGACGUAUGGGGCUUCGAUCAUGGUGGUGACUCCUGGAUUUGAUCGGAAGUCGCUCAGCCAAGUGAUCAAGACCGGGAUCAGUGUUUGGAGUGGUGUGAUGGUGGUGCUGCUGGCCGGGAAUAUUAUUCGGCUGCUUCUCCGGUGGCUGAGGCGGGUCGGAGUGGGAUUCUGGACGUCGGAGAGAUGUUUUCGGAAGUCUGGUGAAGUUUAG